Molecule: messenger RNA, 1166 nt
Organism: Xenopus laevis (African clawed frog)
Lineage: Eukaryota; Metazoa; Chordata; Amphibia; Anura; Pipidae
Gene: fcn3-A
Product: ficolin-3
Source: RefSeq, marked provisional
GGCAGUGACCAGGCUGGUUCAGUUAUACAAUGCACAGCCCUAUUGUGAUAAGAGGCAGGAUUGAGACCAGAGGGAGAUCAUCAAUGUUGCUAAAAAAAAUCAGAGAUGCCCAUCAGCCUUGGUUCAUGUCUUAGAAGAGGAACCAUGACUGGUUGGGUGCAGAGCUUUUUCCUAUUGGUGGCCGCCAUCCUUUCCUAUGCAGAGGAUACCUGCCCAGAGGUGAAAGUUAUUGGACUGGGAGCUUCGGACAAACUGAGCAUUCUGCAAGGAUGUCCAGGAGUACCGGGCACACAAGGACCCACUGGUCCCACAGGAACUAAAGGUGACAAAUGUGACCCAGGUGUUCCCAUCCCUGGAACUGCAAAGAACUGUAAGGAUUGGUUGGAUCAAGGAGCAUCCAUCACUGGUUGGUACACUAUAUACACCUCCACUGGGCGGCGCCUCCGUGUGCUCUGUGACAUGGAAACUGAUGGAGGGGGAUGGACAGUUUUUCAGAGACGCUCAGAUGGUUCUGUGGAUUUUUUCCGUGAUUGGGAUUCUUACAAGAGAGGAUUUGGCCUCCAACAGAGUGAAUUUUGGUUGGGGAAUGAGAAUAUCCAUCUGCUUACGUCCACAGGAUAUUUCCAGCUGCGCAUAGAUCUGACCGACUUUGAGAAGAAACACACUUAUGCUGCAUACAGUGGCUUCAGCAUUACUGGGGACUCUAAUAACUACGCCCUAAGACUGGGGACUUUCAUUGGAGGAGACGCAGGUGACUCUUUAUCGAUCCACAACAACAUGGCAUUCAGCACUAAAGACAGAGACAAUGAUGCCCACAUGGCCGGGAACUGUGCACAGAAUUACAAGGGGGCCUGGUGGUAUGAAAGCUGCCACUCAUCCAACCUCAACGGACUCUACCAGCAGGGAGAACACAGCAGUUCCAUAAAUGGCAUUAACUGGAGAACAGGCAGGGGGUACAGUACUCUUACAAGGUGUCAGAAAUGAAGUUUCGUCCCCUGGCAGGGUAGGAAACAGGAACCCUGAUAAAUGUGGAGGCCCCCAAUCACUGCUCAGUAACCAUACUAAAGAUGUUGGAAAGCUGGCUGCAAAAUUGUACCCGUGGAAAAAUAAAUUGACCUUCAGUCAGUGCAUUACUGCUCCCUGUUCAAUAAAUAGGGUUGUAUCAA